AUGGUUAAGGCUGUGGAAUCUCAGGGUACUGUUUCUACAGGCGCGGAUGUGGAGGAAAACUAUGUGAACGAGAAGGAAGAGGAAGUGAUGUUAAAUACUAUCCCUAGACAACUACCCCAUUUUCCUCAACGAUUGAAGAAAAAGGUCGAUGAUGCAAAAUUUGGUAAUUUCAUGGCCAUGCUCAAGCAAUUGACAAUUAAUGUACCUUUGGUUGAGCAACUUGAGAAAAUGCCAGGCUAUGCCAAGUUCAUGAAAGAUCUCAUCACCAAGAAGAAAAAGGUCAGCAGUGAGCAGGUGGACAAUCUCCACCACUGUAGUGCAAUUUCCACACGAUUCUUAGUGCAAAAGAAGGCUAACCUAGGUACAUUCACUAUCCUGUGCAAAGUUGGGUAUUUGGAUGUUGCAAAGGCAUUAUGUGAUUUGGGUGCCAGCGUGAAUAUGAUGCCACUUGCUCUAUGUAAGAAGCUGCAUUUAGAAGAUCCAACAUCUACUAACAUGAGACUGGUGGUGGCAGAUAGGUCAAUAAAGCAGCUUGUUGGGAUUUUGCACCAUGUGUUGGUAAAAGUUGCAGACUUUAUUCUUCCUGCUGAUUUUGUGGUGCUGGAUUGUGAUGUGGACUUUGAGGUACCCAUUAUCUUGGGAAGACCAUUCUUUGCAACAGGAAGGGUAAUAGUUCAUAUGGAGUUAAACGAGCUUAAGUUUAGGCUCGGUUAA
Messenger RNA from Capsicum annuum, 714 nucleotides. RefSeq lists its product as uncharacterized. The record is from RefSeq and is a predicted model, not a curated record. The coding region runs from base 1 to 714 and encodes 237 amino acids. NCBI's taxonomy places the organism in Eukaryota, Viridiplantae, Streptophyta, Magnoliopsida, Solanales, Solanaceae. The transcript has 2 exons.